CCUGGUCUCAACUCCCUCGCCAACCACAGCUUCUUGCCUCACAGCGGCAAAAACAUUACCAUAAUCGAUAUUGUUCGCAGAGCAUUCGAGAGUUUUAUUCUCUCACCAGAGAUUCCUAUUGCUGUAGGGUUAGGCAAACUCACCAAGUCGUACGGACUUGCUGCAUUUGGCCUCCAUGAGCCAUCCAACCAUGGCCUCACUGACCAUGACCGCAGUGUGUCCAGAGCAGAUAUCGGCGAUGGCAACAACAACGACUUUAACGAAACAAUCCGGUCUGUCCCACCAGAGGUUCUCAUGGACUACUCAAUCAUCACUCCUCAGGCAAUUGGAGCAGCUAGAACGGCUAGAGACCUGUUUGACAUUGCUCAUAAUCCCAAUCAACAGUGCGGCGCCCGUUCUAUUGUUAUUGGCGCCCUAGAAAAUGGUCUCCUAAUACAGAGCCUUGGG
Trichoderma virens Gv29-8 is the source of this 447-nucleotide messenger RNA. RefSeq lists its product as uncharacterized. The record is from RefSeq and is a predicted model, not a curated record. Lineage: Eukaryota; Fungi; Ascomycota; Sordariomycetes; Hypocreales; Hypocreaceae. The annotation marks the transcript as partial. The transcript has a single exon. Gene Ontology annotation, molecular function: peroxidase activity.